AAAGAUCGAGGCACAUUUGAGGCCAUUGUCGCCAUUCAUGCCCAUUUAGAUGAUGAUCGUAGUGGUAAUGUCGAUAUUAACGAAACACAAGAGUUUCUACGCCAAGAAUUACACUUGCAAAAUGACCAUGAUCGAGAAGAAACAUUGCAUGCCAAUGAUAAAUUUAUCUCGGUUGAAGAUUUAUGGAAUUCUUGGACUAAAAAUGAAGCACGAAACUGGUCAAGCGAUGAUGUUAUCUUUUGGCUUGAAUGGUCAAUUGGUCUACCGGAAUAUUCCAAUAUUUUUGAAGAAAAACGAAUUAAUGGUAGCCAUUUACCAGCGCUAGCUACAAAUCAUCAUAGUAUAAUUACGUCGAUAUUGGGAAUAAAAGAUUUACAUCAUCGUCAAAAAAUUACCCUUCGUGCUAUGGAUGUCGUUUUAUUCGGACCA
This is a messenger RNA of Trichoplax adhaerens, 429 nucleotides long. RefSeq lists its product as uncharacterized. Gene Ontology annotation, cellular component: plasma membrane; endoplasmic reticulum. The transcript is spliced from 4 exons. The annotation marks the transcript as partial. Gene Ontology annotation, biological process: intracellular calcium ion homeostasis; store-operated calcium entry; activation of store-operated calcium channel activity. The record is from RefSeq and is a predicted model, not a curated record. Gene Ontology annotation, molecular function: protein binding; calcium ion binding; calcium channel regulator activity. NCBI's taxonomy places the organism in Eukaryota, Metazoa, Placozoa, Uniplacotomia, Trichoplacea, Trichoplacidae.